AGUAGGAAGUAACCGCCGGUUGAAGCAGGCUGUUUGUGAUUGUCAGCUACCUGUAGCUCGCUUACACGAACGGAAACAUGGCGUUAGCUGCGCUGCUCUUUCUUUUUACGGUCGGUUCUGUCUGUCGAGAAGCCGUGUCAGAAAGAAAGCUAGCAUACGUGACUGUGUUGUUUCGUCAUGGCGACCGGUCCGCUAUUAAAACCUACCCCACCGACCCUCACCAAGAGAGCGACUGGCCACAAGGCUUUGGACAGCUGUCACAGGAGGGCAUGAGGCAGCACUAUGAUCUGGGCCGGUUCCUCAGGAAUCGUUACCAGGGGUUCCUGAACAAAUCCUAUGAUCGACAAGAGAUCUCCGUCCGCAGCACGGACUACGACCGCACCCUGAUGAGCGCCGAGGCAAACCUCGCAGGUCUCUACCCCCCGACGGGUGACCAGGUCUUCAGGGUGGGCCUGAAGUGGCAGCCGAUACCUGUGCACACGGUGCCGCAGGCUGAAGAGAGGCUUCUCUCUUUUCCUCUGGGGGACUGUCCUCGCUACAAACAGCUGAUGAACGAAACGGAGCACACAGACGCAUUUAUUAAUGUCACAACAGAGUAUCAGGACCUCAUAGAGCUGGUCAGGAAUAAAACCGGACUAAAUAACACCACCGUGGAAACCGUAUGGAGCGUGUAUGACACACUGUUCUGUGAGUCCCGUCACAACAUGACACUUCCUGACUGGGUGACUCCUGAUGUGAUGGGGAAGCUUCAAGUGCUCAAAGACUUUGCAUUUCAGGUCACAUUUGGGUUCUACAAACUGCAAGAAAAGAGCCGGCUGCAGGGAGGUAUCCUGUUGGGUGAAAUAGUGAAGAAUCUUUCCAAGAUGGCCGUCCCAGACCCAAAACAGCAGCUUAAAAUGAUGAUGCUGUCAGCGCACGACACCACUGUAGCCGCCCUGCAGGCCAGCUUGGAUGUGUUCAACGGAAGGCAGCCGCCAUAUGCCUCCUGUCAAAUAUUUGAGCUGCACCGCGACGACAACGGCUCUGUCUCUGUGUCGCUGUUUUACCGGAACAGCAGCAAAGCGGAGGCGUUCCCUCAGCAGUUACCGGGCUGCUCCCUCGACUGCCCCCUGGACGACUUUGUGAGAAUAACAAAGCUCUCCAUUUCGGAAGACCGCGAGAAGGAAUGUCAACUGCCGUCAAAGGGGAGAGAUAACGAAGUGAUCAUCAGUCUGGCGGUGUCCAGCUCUCUGCUCCUCCUCCUCGUCCUCCUCCUCCUCGGCGUGAUUUGUUGGCAGAAGGAGCCAAUCGUUAACCGGGGUUACCACCAAGUGAUCAACCAGGAAGCCGUAGAGGAAUCCUGACACGAGCGCAGACUCGUCCCUCGGAGAUCGGCGAGCCUGGCGUCGUGGGGCAGCAGCAGCGACGACGACGAACUUUGAACUAUCGGCUCUUGACACUAACAGGAUGGUUGAGGCGUCGUCUGAGGGACACGAAGAAAAUGCAGCAGGGAAAAAAACUUAUAUUUGUUUAACAGUUUGUCUUCUAGUUAAGUUGCGGUGCUCUGCAACUUAAUCUGUUCCUAUGUUGACAUAUUAUUUCAAUAAAGGGGCCGCAGGGUGGUGCUGACUUGCACAGGGCGAGUUGACCAAGAGCUUUGUCACAAGUGUCCUUUAGCGAGAUACUAACGCGCCAGCAAAAUGGCAAACUGCUCUCUUGUCUCUUUUUGUGUGCGUUUGAACCAGCUUCUCAAAUAUGCAGCUUACCGAAGCUUUUUCUUUCAGUCCGACUGUGAAUGAUCUGACAAAGGAAAACCCUGUUAAACUCAACUUUGUUUUGAACCGAAUAACUGAACCCCCACACUAUUUUUUUCAACUAUAUAAGGUUUUGUUUAAUUUCUACUCAAGUAUUUAAAUUCCUGAUUACGUUCUUCAAAUAAGGGACCUAUUGGUAGAAAUCUGAACAUUGCAAUUUCAUUUUCUUUGCUAAUCCGGAGUGGGUCCACUUGUCUGCAGCAUUCAAAAUGGGUGGGAAUUUGAAAGUUGAAUCCCACCCAUUGGAUUUCUGUCGAAUAUUAUUUCAUUUGUUUGGACUCGUUCUUACAACCAAAGGUGAGCUUGUGAAACAGACACAGGUGGGAUGUAACCGAGCUAGUUCUUCAGUUCAUAUGUCCAUUUAAUGAUAUUUCACUCAAACGAACUAAUGUUUACAUUGUAUUUUGGCAACACAACUGCCCCUUUAAUAGGGACAGUGGUUAGCAUGCUAGCUGUUAGCUUAAGCUAAAUUAAAAGCAAUGCUUGCCGUUAAGAAAGCUUUUUUUGUGGCUAAAUGUAAUUUAUAUAAAACACUGCGGUUACUGUCAUUUCCAGGGUUAAGGGUCUUCAGCCAAAACUAUGGGGUUUAGUGAAAUAUAUGUUAAACCAUAAACUGUCACUAAAAACUUUAUCUUGAAAUAAAUUUCAAAUCCCAAUGCAA
Molecule: messenger RNA, 2454 nt
Organism: Gasterosteus aculeatus aculeatus (three-spined stickleback)
Lineage: Eukaryota; Metazoa; Chordata; Actinopteri; Perciformes; Gasterosteidae
Gene: acp2
Product: acid phosphatase 2, lysosomal
Biological process (GO): lysosome organization; dephosphorylation
Cellular component (GO): lysosome
Molecular function (GO): acid phosphatase activity
Source: RefSeq, a predicted model, not a curated record